GACUGACCUCUGCUGCACUGAAGGCGGCUCGGAUAGGGCCGAGAUGAAGGCCAACAAGAUUAACAAGCCUUCGAAGCCAAAAGAUCCUUCCAACCCCAAACCGAGGAAGCGCAAGGAGCGCACCGAGGAGAGGGUUGAAAUGACCGAAAAGGCUUUGGCGAAGGCCCGAGCCGAGCAGGAGGCUGCCGCCAAGAAGGCUAGAAAAGAUCCUAGCAUCGAGGUGAAUAGUCCUCGACCCGAUUCAGAAGGUGGGGGGACACAUGUCUCGGUCCACCCUUCAGACUUCGAGCCUGUUCGGAGUCCGGGGUACGAACCGGGGCCUCUCACCAUUCUCCGACCGAGCGCUCUUUAUCCGAGGCACCGGUCCCGUUUACGCAAAUGUCCAAGACGGACAAGAAGAAGAGGAUCUCCGAUGCGUUGGAGAUCCUAUGUACUCAAACGGACCGGGACCAUAUCAAUGAGGUCAACCCAAGGAAUGAGUCGAGUGAGCUCUUCCGCUCUUGGAUGGACUUUUCCAUCCGGAUGACCAAGGUAGCCGAAGACCGGCUCGCCCUGGUGCAAGAGGUCUCGGACCUGAAGCAGGCGGCUCGGUCGCACUUUCGAUGAAGUGUACCAGGCCAAGGAGGCCAAACGGAUUGCCGAGCUGCGCUUGGAGGAGGCCAACAAAAAGAUCGAGGACGGCGAGGCGACCUGGAACCAAGAGAAGGAGGAUUGGCAGAUCGAAAGGACCAACCUCUCUCUUGCCAAGGAAAACGCCGAGUCCGCCAAAGCUACGGCCGAGACCAAGCAAGCUCAGGCCGAGAAAGAUCUGGAGGAGGUCCGGCUCAAACUUUCAACAACCGAGGCUCAACUGAAGGAAGCCCAAGCGGCCGUUUCUCGCUCUCAGGAGGAGUGGUUCCAAGUUUGGCAGAAGUCGGAUGACUGUACCGAUUUCUGUGCCGACGUGGGCCAGUCUUCCCAUAAGAUGGGCGAGGACGAGGCGCUUGGUAGGCUUAAGGUGGCCUUUGCUGAUUCUGUCCCGGGGCCGACUGGAAUUCGGUCUGGUCUCGCUACCAGGAGCUGGCCGAUGCCGAGGCAGCUGAGAUCAAGCCGGAUGCCCGAAGAGCUGAGCUCGGACAGCGACUCUGACUCCGAUGAUGGAGAGGAAGAUGCGGGGAGCACCGAGCCACCUCCACCAGAGCAACCUGCGGCCGAGCAACCUGCCACUGGUCCUUCUACUUAGCUUCCAUAGGAUUUUAUUUUCUUAGCUUUGGCCUUGUCGGCCCUUUUAGCUUUUCUGCCUUCCGACCCCCAACUUUUGUAAACUUUUGGUUGUAUUUUACAACUUUAAUCAAUUGGAAUACAACUACUAUUUUGCAACUCGUCAUUUGUCGCAUAUUUUUCGUUAUUUGCAAUAUUACAACAUUCAAUAGACAAUAAACUGGUUAAGUUUUGCUUGCCUUUUUGUUCAAAUAAUAGACUGGUUAAGUCUCUUUCAUUUCUGGGGUAUAAAACCGACUUGGUACAUGGACUGGUUAAGUCCGAGUUACAAUUUGAU
Beta vulgaris subsp. vulgaris (sugar beet) is the source of this 1537-nucleotide messenger RNA. RefSeq lists its product as uncharacterized. The coding region runs from base 44 to 526 and encodes 160 amino acids. The transcript has 3 exons. NCBI's taxonomy places the organism in Eukaryota, Viridiplantae, Streptophyta, Magnoliopsida, Caryophyllales, Amaranthaceae. The record is from RefSeq and is a predicted model, not a curated record.